Messenger RNA from Megalopta genalis, 878 nucleotides. RefSeq lists its product as uncharacterized. The record is from RefSeq and is a predicted model, not a curated record. NCBI's taxonomy places the organism in Eukaryota, Metazoa, Arthropoda, Insecta, Hymenoptera, Halictidae.
CGCCGUGGCCAUUCACAAACGCGGACCUAAUUAAGAUCGACCCGAGGUUCGCGGGAAGCAAUCGUUGAACGGUUUCGGUCGAAUCGAAGCGACUUUGUCAUCUUCUCGUUUCGAAAGAGAGCGCACGCGUUUCCUGCGCCUCGAUUCGCCAAUUUUUGGACGGCGAGCGUUUUUCGGCAUCUGUGGCAGCCCCACGGCUGCAUCAAAUCUUUCGCCGGUUUGACGAUGCUGGCCGAAGCCGGGCACGAGGUUUGCAAGCGCUGCAACAGCACUUAUAUGGUAUCGAAGAGGUCGCCGAGGAUGAACUCCCAGUACCUCUACCAUCCUAGUCACCCGCUUUCGGCUUUCUUCGAGCUGUCCUCCCUGCCGGAGGAAGAGCACGCCGAGGACCAGGUGCUGAGGCAGGUCGGCCAGCAGCCGUUGGACAGAGGCAAAAAGAACUUGCUACCUGAGUACCGUGACCUUUGCGAGAUAAUCACUAAAAGAGUGCAGCUAGACGACUUGGAAUACGAGUAUCAGCCGCCGCAAUACUACGAAGUCUAUUGUAAGAAUUACCCUUUCGUUGGCAAUGAUCAAGCCGCGGUCAAAUCGAAGCAGGAAUGCGUAAAUCCGGGCUUUCACUGCGUGCAGAGGAGCAAGACCUUGUUCUUGGUGAGGCGACGUUGGGACAGCGAGUGCUGGGAGCCUUAUUCUAAGGAAAUCGCCAGCGGUUGCGACUGCAUGUGGCCGGUGUCCGCCCUCGGAGACAUUGCUGUUCACUAUUAAGUGUCCGGACAGCCAUUAUGACGCGACGCCGAGCGGAAAACAAUAAAUGAUAAAGACUUAUUUGCCGUGGUUUAUUGGAAAAUAUCGUCAUAUAAAAUUUCUCUCACGAGCAA